Molecule: messenger RNA, 722 nt
Organism: Cynara cardunculus var. scolymus (artichoke)
Lineage: Eukaryota; Viridiplantae; Streptophyta; Magnoliopsida; Asterales; Asteraceae
Product: NHP2-like protein 1
Exons: 5
Coding region: 69-455 (128 amino acids)
Biological process (GO): mRNA splicing, via spliceosome; ribosome biogenesis; maturation of SSU-rRNA
Cellular component (GO): nucleolus; precatalytic spliceosome; box C/D methylation guide snoRNP complex
Molecular function (GO): RNA binding
Source: RefSeq, a predicted model, not a curated record
AACCCCUCUUCUAUUAAUCCUUAAAACCUAGCCCCCCGCUCCUUUCUUUCAGCUCAUCCGCCGAAGAAAUGACAGGAGAAGCAGUUAAUCCCAAAGCAUACCCAUUGGCUGAUGCCCAGCUUUCAAUUACAAUCUUGGAUCUUGUUCAACAAGCUGCUAAUUACAAACAACUCAAAAAAGGUGCCAACGAAGCUACAAAGACCCUGAACAGGGGUAUAUCUGAGUUCGUAGUGAUGGCAGCUGAUGCUGAGCCCCUUGAAAUUAUCCUCCAUCUUCCUCUGCUUGCUGAAGAUAAGAAUGUACCCUACGUUUUCGUUCCCUCAAAGCAAGCUCUUGGGCGAGCAUGUGGAGUCACAAGAUCUGUCAUUGCAUGUUCAGUUACCUCUAACGAAGGAAGUCAAUUAAGAUCCCAAAUACAGCAGCUUAAGGAUGCCAUUGAGAAGCUCUUGAUCUAAGAAAAAUGGAAAUUCGGCGUGAUGGGCCUUGCUGGAUCGUGGUAAUCUUUUGUUCCGUUAGAGGCUUUGACUGAGAGUGGAGGUGCUCUGCCUUUCUUUUCUGUUAUUUUUUACAAUACCAAUGUUGCUUUCUUAUAAUCUUUGUGAUGCAUUAUUGCAGUUUGAGAACUACUUCUUUCAGUGAGUUGGAUUCAUUUUUGUGCUUACAUUUUUAUUUAUAACAUAGUGCUCAAUGGCUGAUAGAAUCCUUCAGGCAUUUUUUUCUUG